AUGUCGGACGACGACAAAGAUUUUGACGAGCUGCAGUCCGAUAUUGAGGAAGAGGUUGAUCCUGCCACCUUUCACGUCGGCUCUCGUCUGGACCCGCCUCAAGCUCGACUUUAUACUACUCAGGAUUUGCAUACCUUGAUUCACGAGGGGGUCAUUGAUCUUUGUCCUCCGUAUCAGAGAGAUGUCGUUUGGACGGAACCCAAACAAAUGAAGCUAUUAGACUCCAUAUAUCGUAAUUUCUAUGUUCCGCCUGUCGUAUUUGCAGUAUAUGAAGAAGAUGGAGAGGAGAAGUUCUUUGACGGUCAGAAGAGUACAAGACUAGAGGUGCCGUUACAUAUGAAGGUAGAUUUUCAAGGAAAACAUAUUACUUGCGUCGAAUACCGUAAUCUCCCGAAAGGGUUCGAGCGCGACAUCUUCCAAAGGGUUCAGCUAGGUAUGCCCCUCACAGCGGCUGAAAAACUGCAGGCCAUUUCUUCUCCAUGGGCAGAAUGGAUUACGAUGCUCGACACGCGGUAUGUUGGUAGUGACGGUGGCAUAACAAGCUGUAUCGAUGUCGACAUGAAGCGUGGAAGGGACUUUCAGACACUUGCACAAUUAGUUUAUUGCUGCUACAAUUUUCCAGACCAAACUGUACCAACUCCUCAGAAGAUGGAAGGGUGGUUGACAUCGAUGGACCCACCAUCCGCAACGUUCAAGCAAGAGAUCAACGACGUACUCACAGAAUUUUGCCAUCUUGCAAACACGCGCCACCUGAAUACAGCAUUCUCCAAGAUCCCGAAGCGCGUUGCGCCCGUCGAAUUUGUCUUUUGUGGAGUGGUACUCUAUGCCAUGAAUGGCUGCAGCCAUGAAGAUCGCGCAGAGGAACUUUAUAAUAUGCGUAUUCAUGUGCGGAAACGCUUCCCAGAUAUUCGCUCGCGAGGUGACAUCAUCAAAUGUCUAUGGGAGUUCGUGUACGAUGUUAUAGAGCGCCAAGAAACUGGUCGGUAUGACGCCGAUAAGAAAGACGGGAAGAAGCGCAAAAAAGUGCAGUCAGGGGAAGAUGAUUAUGAUUAUGACCCCGUACUAGUUCCUGCACCAGCGACGAAGCGAUCAAAAGGGAAGGCGCGAUGA
Molecule: messenger RNA, 1110 nt
Organism: Fibroporia radiculosa
Lineage: Eukaryota; Fungi; Basidiomycota; Agaricomycetes; Polyporales; Fibroporiaceae
Exons: 8
Coding region: 1-1110 (369 amino acids)
Source: RefSeq, a predicted model, not a curated record